This is a messenger RNA of Hemicordylus capensis (graceful crag lizard), 2700 nucleotides long. It is a transcript of the gene ZNF629, whose product is annotated as zinc finger protein 629. Bases 202 to 1566 code for a protein of 454 amino acids. The record is from RefSeq and is a predicted model, not a curated record. NCBI's taxonomy places the organism in Eukaryota, Metazoa, Chordata, Lepidosauria, Squamata, Cordylidae. The transcript has 2 exons.
UAAAGGUUGCACCUUCCUCUCUGCUCCUGCCUCCAGAUGUUAUUUUGCAUUCUGGUGGAUGCUUUAAGCAUCCCUUUUAGCCAGGGGGCUUUUGCAAGGAGCCACCCUGGGGAGGAGAUACCAGGGGGAUGAUCGCUCCCUGAGUUCGGUGAGUUGGUGGGGAUUCUAGUCUCCCACCAGGAUUUCGUGUAUCCCCCUAGAAUGCAGCAAGAAGAGAACUUGAUUAUCCAAUGUUCUGAGGAUGGAUCUGAGAUUCCUGAGAAUUGCCUAGUAGACGGUGAACCUGGUAUGAAGGAGCUGGUGGGUGAGAUGGCCCCCUACAAGUGUUCCAUCUGCAGAAAGAGCUUCACAAAGACUUCAAACCUUGUCCAGCAUGAGAAGAUCCACACGGGCGAGAAGCCUUACCAAUGCUCCCACUGUGGCAAAAGGUUCACCCGGAGCAACAACCUUGCCGAGCACGAGAGAAUCCACACAGGGGAAAAGCCCUACAAAUGUCCUGACUGUGGGAAGACCUUCAACCGCAGCUCCAUCCUGCUUAGGCACCGGAGAAUUCACACAGGGGACAAGCCCUACAAAUGCCCCAAAUGUGGGAAGAGUUUUGAUGAAAGUGCAAGGCUCCGCGUACACCAGAGGACUCACGUGACAGAGGUGGCCUACCUCAUUGACAGCAAUGGGGAGGCCACAGCCAUUGAGGACGGUGAAGUGGCUCAUAGUUGCUCCGACUGUAGCAAAACCUUUAGUUUGUACUCCAAUCUUAUUAAACACCAAAGAAUUCACACAGGAGAGACACCCUACCGGUGUGCCCAGUGUGGGAUCAACUUUAGUGAGGCCUCCAACCUGAUUCGGCACCAGAGGUACCAUGCGCGGGAAAAACCCUACAAGUGUCCCAUGUGCCAGAAAACCUUUGGCCAGAGUUCACACCUCAUUCAGCACCAGAGAAUCCAUACCGGGGAGCGACCUCACAAAUGCCCGGAUUGUGGGAAAAGCUUUAUUGAGAACUCGACUCUGAAAAAGCACCAAAGGAUCCACACAGGGGAAAAACCACAUCGGUGCCUGGAGUGUGGGAAAAGCUUCAGCCUCAGCUCUCACCUCGUGACGCAUCAGAGAAGCCACACUGGAGAGCGACCCUACAAAUGUGAAGAUUGUGGCAAAGGGUUUACCGAUACCUCCUCUCUCAUUAUUCACCGGCGAAGCCACACGGGGGAGAAACCUUAUAAGUGUGACAUCUGUGGGAAGGGGUUUGUCCUGAGCUCUGUUUACCUGAACCACCACCGGACCCACACUGGGGAGAAACCUUUUGGGUGUCCCGAUUGUGGCCGAGCCUUCCGCCAGUGGUCGCAGCUGGUCAUCCAUCGGAGACUCCACACAGGGGAGCGGCCCUAUAAAUGCCCCUAUUGUGACAAGGGGUUCUGUGAUAGCUCCACCCUGACAAAACACAAGAGGACUCACACGGGAGAGAAACCCAACACAUGCACAGAGUGUGGGCUCAGUUUUGGCUCCAGAGCACUGCUCCUGGAACACCAGAUGCUCCACGGGGAAGAAGCAUCCACCAUGACCAUCCUCUAGACAAGGGAGGGCCACCUAGAACCUUAACUUGCAUACAGUAUUACCUGACUAGCACAAUACCUGUCGAAUGGUGGGAAUGCACAUGUCAUAACCAUCCUUGUUGUUGCUCACCUCUGUAUGUCCACAUUCAUUCUUGACCCUUUGGUUCCAGGCCAAGGUUGGCAGACUUAGGGGCUAUUCUCACGAUCUACAAAAAUCGGGCUAGGAGAGCCUAGCCCGAUUUUUGCAGAUCGUAAGAACCACCGGGCUGGGCUGCGAGCCUGGUGGUUCUAGUGCAGGUAACCCGCUCAAGAACCCCUGCCCUAAAACCAGGUUUGCGGAGCGAGCACUCUGGAGCUGGCAAUCGUGUGGGCAGCUGAUCCAGCUGCCCAGGGCUCCCUCCCCGCUCACUGCCCCAAACUAGGUCUCACCAAUCGUAAGACCCAGCUCUUAAUCUAUUUCUUUAAUCUGAGGUGUGUUGGUUGUUAGGCAUGCAAAAAGGUCUGAGAUGAAGGUGGGCAUUGGGUUAAUAGCUGCUUCCAUGUUACAGAUGUUGAUGCUUCUCUAAAGCAGAAUGGCUCCCCUGAUCAGUUCCUAGGGACAUUGGGGAAGGGGGCUGUCCUAAAUGAAGGUAUGCAGGUUCCCUGAUCAUAGCCUUUUUUGCCUUCCCCCUUCUUUUGCCUUUCAGAUGCUGUCUUCCACCCACACCAGUAAGGAAAAUGUUCAGAAAAAGUGGCUGGACAGGCUUGCAUACAUGGGGGACAUUAAGAAGCUUUUUUUGAUAGUUGGCAAAAACAAACUUUUUGAAAUGAGCUUUUUGAAAAACAUCCUAUUUGCAGUUCUGUCUCUGUGUAAGGUUUUUAAGAGAGUAAGAAUAUAGUAAAUUCUCUAGCACAGCACACUUGGCGUUAAUGAUGCUGGUUGCUAUUUUUUCCACCCCCAAACUCACCUGGUGCUGCAAAAUAUUUUUGUUCCUUGUGAAAGGAAUAUAUUUUGGAUUUCAUAGAAAGGUCUCAAAGUGCUGCCUCUAAAACCUUGAUCUGGUGUGUGUUUGAAAAACAUUUUUUUAAAAAAAUGUAUUUUGAAAAUAGCAGCUUUGAAUUGGACAUGUUUCUAAAAUGGAUCCUAACCAGAUUCUGUACAUGUAUUUUUUUU